UGGAUCUCGUCUCGAAAUAAGCUCAACUUCAACAACCAAGCGAGACAACAUCCGAAUACCUAGAUCUCUCCCCUCCUAAACAGCCGCAAUGGCCUCCAAUGCAGUUGCAAAAGCUGUAGGAGGCGUAGUGAGCAUUAGCCAAAAACAAACCCUCCAGUCCACCGGUAUAUGGGAGCGCAUCCGGCGCGCCUUCGCCGUCGACCCGAACCGCUCAAACGGCAUCCCGCUUAACCCGCACUACCGAAACCCGACGCCGGGUGGCCAGGACCCGUUAAACUACGACGACCCGGUGACGAUACCGGCGGGCGACAUCGCGGACAACCCGUACUGGAAGCGAGAUGCGCGGCGCGCGUACCCGAAGCUGAGCUUCGUCACGCAGGGCGACGCCGUGGCGCUGCUAACCGUCGGCAGCGCCGCGGCCCCCAAGCAAGAACUCAUCGGCGAGGCGGGCCAGAAGCAGCUCGUCGCCGCGCAGGAGGACGGCAGGACGGGCGGCCUCGCGGCGUACUUCGAGAAGAGCAAGGAUGCGGCUAGGCAGACUUUGUUCGUGGGCGGGCUGCCGCCGCUGCCGAGCGGCGAGAAGAAGCAGGGCGAUGGCAGCUGGAAGGUGCAUGACUACGCGCUGGAUGAGAACUCGUACCCCGAAUCAUACCCUUGCCGGAGUUUCAAAUAGACUUAGGCACGCAUGCCAUGUGUACGGUGGAGCAAGUUGUAAAUAUGAGAAAGCCAGCUCCUAAUAUCAGAUUCGAUUCCCUUGUGGUUUACAGACUCUUGGGCGGUGACAGUACUU
Daldinia decipiens is the source of this 790-nucleotide messenger RNA. RefSeq names its product 21 kDa subunit of NADH dehydrogenase. The record is from RefSeq and is a predicted model, not a curated record. The transcript has 3 exons. Bases 89 to 673 code for a protein of 194 amino acids. Lineage: Eukaryota; Fungi; Ascomycota; Sordariomycetes; Xylariales; Hypoxylaceae.